Molecule: messenger RNA, 788 nt
Organism: Selaginella moellendorffii
Lineage: Eukaryota; Viridiplantae; Streptophyta; Lycopodiopsida; Selaginellales; Selaginellaceae
Exons: 6
Coding region: 193-741 (182 amino acids)
Source: RefSeq, a predicted model, not a curated record
UUUGUAGAACCAGACUACCAAAAAUUUCCACGCUUUAGAGAUGCAUUAAAAGACAGUCGGGUUCUCGUAGUCGAUGCUGGCAGUGCAGUUUUUAUACCAGAGGGUUGGUUCCACCAAGUGGACAGUGCUGCUCUAACCAUUGCCGUAAACUUUUGGUGGGCGUCUAAACAAUCUUGCGCAUUCGACACGCCCAUGGAUGCAUAUUAUUUGCGGAGGAUUUUAGUGAGUCUUUUGGACGCCGAAAAGAGAUCGAUGCUCGGAUGGAAUCCUCACGUGGAUGUAGAAAGUGAUCUUGAUGACGUGCAAGGAGCAGAAGAUCUUACCGUGAACAGCUUGAGUCCACUAGAAACAAAACAACUUCACGUCAUACUAUCCUGCGUAGCGGUCGCAGUGAACAAUGGCAAUUGUGAGGACGAUCCUAUCGCAAGUGUGUUUCUAAAUACGAGCCCUCGAAGCCUUCGUCGAAUCUUUCUUACCAUGGUGACUACAUUUCCUCGUUCACUAGAAGCACUCGUAUUGCAUGCUCUCAGUCCUGUUGCUGCAGAACUUUUGACAAAACAGUUCGAAGAGAUGGACUCGAUUGCUUCUGAAGCAUCACAAGCAGAGUUCUACAAGCGCUUUUACAGUGUUUUGGACGACUCCAGUGUCGCAAUGACUGCGCUCCUCGAUAGGAAGGAAGCGUUCGCAUCAAAGGCUUUGGACAGUGUCAUGGAGAAAUUUCUGGGAUGUAAGCUUCAGUGACGAUGGGCUUUUGUAAAUCAAUUUUGAAACAAGGCGCUUCUCAGGUA